UCUUAUCUUUUCAGCGGAAUCUCAAAGCUUUCAUCAUCUCCCCUGAACCGAAGGAUCUGUUUCUCCUCGACGACUCCUCCUCCUUACCUGCUACUCGGGAGUCGGGAGAGAUGUGUUAAGAAAAUCUCCUUGCGGCUUCAACUUGUACGACCCGACAAAAGAAGAGCAUGUGAAGAUGGAGAAUCAGAUUCUGGCCAAGGAUCUCUUCCAUAAAUCCUCAAGUAUAAUAGGAUUCAUCAAGAGGAUGGCUAGCUAUGAUGAACAAACAAGAUUAUACACAGUUCGUCUCACCAACAUCUUCAACAACAACCCUUCAAAGACAAUCACCUUACCUUCCUUAAUCAUAGACCAAACUGAACACCUCCGCAAUGUCUCUGUCUCCGACGAUUGUGUUGUCGCCGCUAGGUUUUACGGUUCUAGGGUGAUCCUUUGUGGACUUGGUGACUCGGAGUGGACUCGCAUCGACGUACCUUGCCCUGCCUUCCGUUUAUCUCCCGUCAUGUAUUCAGACCGAGACAGUAAGUUCUACUUGAACAGUAUCAGCUCUGACUACACCGGUCCGGCGGUCCGACCGAUUUCACCUCUAAAUCCAAAUCCGGUCUAGUCUCUCUGGGGAGUGGCUAGUAGUUCAGUCUCUUUACGGAGAGUCCUUCAUUGUUAUUUGGCAUUAUUUUUAUCCCAAAUUCCUCUG
Molecule: messenger RNA, 691 nt
Organism: Camelina sativa (false flax)
Lineage: Eukaryota; Viridiplantae; Streptophyta; Magnoliopsida; Brassicales; Brassicaceae
Source: RefSeq, a predicted model, not a curated record